This is a messenger RNA of Ictalurus punctatus (channel catfish), 3209 nucleotides long. RefSeq names its product Ras association domain family member 6 (gene rassf6). Bases 256 to 1296 code for a protein of 346 amino acids. Gene Ontology annotation, biological process: signal transduction. The record is from RefSeq and is a predicted model, not a curated record. The transcript has 11 exons. NCBI's taxonomy places the organism in Eukaryota, Metazoa, Chordata, Actinopteri, Siluriformes, Ictaluridae.
UCAAGCUCUCCCAGAAUGCUCAGAGGAGAGGUGAGGCAGAUCGAGUUACAGCACAACGCGGUAUGAAUGCACCAGUCAUUAACACUUAACUGGCAUGCUGGUCCUCCCUCCUAUCCACCUAUCCCACACCGUCUUUAAUAUACAGCCUCUGCUCGUACAGGCUGGAACCAGACAUCGUAGCAAUAUGGCACCCAUUCCAUCGUGAGUCUGCUGACAUUGGAUCUGAGCUGGCGACAGAACUGUCUGGGUUCAGAAAUGUCUACGGCUAAGCCACGCAUGCUUGUCCACACCGCGGAUGGAAGAACUUUUUCAAGGACAAGAUUUCUAUCUUUACUAAACACCUACAACUGCUUUCUGAAAGACAAGACUCAUCUGCAGCUCACUGUCAAUGAGAACCCUGCUGGUCACGUGACCCUUGAGGGAUUCCUGGUUGUCUCUUGGGGUAUGAAGAGACCAAUCCGCCUCAAAAUCCAAGAUGAGAAACAGAUAGUGGAAUGGAACUGCUCCAAGUCUCAGGAAUAUUCUCCAGAUCCCAUCAGCCCACUUGGAAAAAAGAGAGGUAUGACCAGAUGGGGAGAAUUUGAAAAUCUCUAUCACAUUGAUGAACUAGAAGAAACCAUCCAAGAUGGUUCAGAGACUGUCGACAGUUGUGCUUCAGACUACAGGCAGUAUGAGAGCCAGACGCUGAGGGUGGCCCGACACGAACCUGUCCCAGAGAACUCUAUCCUCUUCCGCUCCAUGAGUGAUGCCGCUCUGGUGAAGAAGAGAGUGAAGACCAAGGGGGCAGAGGAGAGGCAGAGUAACAGACUGCAUCGCUUCUCCAUUAACGGCCAUUUUUACAACUAUAAGACAUCGAUAUUUACGCCAUCCUAUGGGACAGCCACAAACGUCCGCCUAAACAGCACAAUGAGGACACAAGAGGUCAUUAGCCAACUCCUAAAUAAAUUUAAGAUAGAAAAUGAUCCUAGUGAAUUUGCCUUGUAUUGCAUUCAUCAAAGUGGAGAAAGGAAAAAGCUGGGCAGCUCAGACCUUCCACUUUGGGAGCGUUUUCUUCAAGGGCCAUCCGAGGACAUCAUGAGAAUCUUCCUCAUGGACACCGAUGAACAGGAAGUUAGCAUGGACGUAGCACAGUAUGUGAAUUUAGAACUGCCCAUUCUCCAACGAGUUCUGCGGAAGCUACAUGAGGAGGAGAGCAAAGAGAUACAGCGUGUUGUCAAUAAGUACAGGCGAGAGCACAGUCUCCUAACACAAUGCCUGAACUCAAAGUUGACACCAAAGACAGAGACGACGGUGUGAAAGAAAGCGUCCUAGAAGACUAAAAGACUGGAAUUGUUUGUUCCCCCCCCCAUACAGCUCCAACAGCAGAUUUAUGUUAUGUUUCGAAGUUUUAUUAUAUAAUGCAAUAUUGACUGUCUAAGGGUGUUUUCACACUAGGUCCUUUUCAAGGGUCUAAGCAUGGUUCACUGGAUUUUUGGCCCAUGUGUCAACAUUUUUUCAAGACCUUUUUAAAGCUAACCAAACCAAAUUCAUAUUGGGAGGUGGUCUGAGUACGGUUCGCUUUCAGCUUACAGAGCAGUUCUCUAAAAACAUGCAUUGUGAACACAAAUUGCAAACAUUGUGAACACUGGGAUCACUUGAUUUUCCAUUUGCAAAUUCUCAUACAGGCCUCCAUACAAAUUGCACUACUCAACAUGGCUGUUUCUGCUGGAAGAGAGAUGUUAGUGACAGAUGAGGGAACGGCUGCACUUCUCCAAAUUUAGAAGAAGGACUAUAUUAAGAAACAACUAUCAACCACCCACAGAAAUUCAAAAUUGUUUCUUCAAUUUUCAGCAAAACUGAAAGACAGAGGAUUUAACUGGACAGCCUUGUAGUGCCGGGUUAAAGUGAAAAAAUAACGGCAGAAAUAUAUGGCCACAUGAGAUAAACUGCGGUCUAGUGGACAGUCAGCUGAUGUCAAGCGGCCUGUCUACAAUUUGUUAGACGAAAUUCUUGGUACAAGCCCCUGCACAUACCCAAUGAAUUUCGUAGAGAUUUUUUUAAAAAUAUACAACAGUAAAUGGUUAUAUGAAACUGUCAUGUCAUAUGGUAGUGUUUAGGUGUUUAGGUCAAAGGUAUGAUUUCAAACCAUGUGACAUGAGUGAGAAAACUAACCUUUGAACUCAACUGUCAUCAUCACAAUGCUGCUUCAGUAGGAUUUAUUUUUUCGACAUAUUUUUCUUGUCCUUGUCCUCUGCAUUCAUUCGUUGUGUUGUUCUUUUAUUUCUUUCAUUUUUUUAGAGAAUUAUUUUAUGUUCUAUAUUUUCUUUUGUCAUUUUAAAAACGUGUUGUACAGGAAAGCUAGCAUAUGCCAUUCAGGAAACUAGUCAGCCAUCUUGCACAAUAUUGGUGCACAGCAUUGCAAGAGGACUAGGACCCAAAAAGAAACAGUAUGAACACAAAGAGGUCUGAGACCCCAUUACUGCUUAACUGGACUAAACAAGGAUCUGAGUCCUCUCUCAGGGACAGGGACAGUGUGAAUGUAAAGAGAACUGGGACAUUUUCCCUUUGGUUCACCUCUUGGUCCACUUCAAGGGGUGUAAGUUUGGUUCUUUUAAAGAGGACUCAAGUGUGAAAACACCCUAAGUUUAUGUAAUUUUACUAUAAUGCAUCUUUGUGUAAUUUAAAUUUUCCAGGUUCAGUUAUAAAUAUUAUUAAUAGACAUUAGUCUAAUUGAGCAGUAACCAGGGAAAAUGGGGGGGGGGGGGGGGGGGGGGGGGCAUCAGAGGCUACUGGCUAAACAGUGUCGUGGCAGUAAAUGAAUAAUGAGGCUCCAGCUGGUGGUACCGCAGGGCUUUGGCAGUCGUGCCCUCAGUCUGCUGCUCUGGGAAAUGCUGAACACAGUGGCUCUCCCACAGAAGUUCCAUCAUCAUUACCAUCAUCAUCCAAAUACUACUUUCCAGCUGAAUGUUAUGUGUUUAUUAUCAUGCACAUUUAUGGCUGUGUGCAAAGGCUUGUAAUUCUCAUGGUUUCUGAUUGAGAAAAUAAAGAAAAAUUUAUUUCUACAACAACAACAACAAUGUUGUUAUUAUUAUUAUUAUUAUUAUUAUUAUUAUUAUUAUUAUUAUUAUUAUUAUUAUUAUUAAUAUUAUUAAUAUUGUUGUUGUUGUUGUUGUUAAGAAUAUUAUUAAAUUGAAUCCCAAAAAGUUAAAAAAUUAAAUCACCAACACUGA